This is a messenger RNA of Aspergillus tubingensis, 705 nucleotides long. RefSeq names its product RTA1 domain-containing protein. The transcript has 2 exons. Lineage: Eukaryota; Fungi; Ascomycota; Eurotiomycetes; Eurotiales; Aspergillaceae. Gene Ontology annotation, cellular component: membrane. The record is from RefSeq and is a predicted model, not a curated record. Bases 1 to 705 code for a protein of 234 amino acids.
AUGGCGAAACUCGAGCCCUACAGCGGCGACUACUAUCUCUGGGAAUAUGUCCCUUCUAUAGCUGCCUCAGUCAUUUUCCUCCUCCUCUUCCUCGCUCCCACCCUCUUCCAUGUGUGGAAAGCCUGGAAAACGCACGCACGAUUCUGCAUUCCCUUUAUCCUUGGUGGUGUCUUUGAAGUAAUCGGCUAUGCCUUCCGCGCCGCCUGCACCAACGCGACUGCCAACCUCAUCCUCUACAUACUCCAGAGCGUCCUUAUUCUACUAGGUCCCGUUCUCUUUGCUGCAAGCGUCUACAUGGUUCUCGCACGUUUAAUUCGCAGCGUUGGUGCUGAAAAGUACUCCUUAGUCCGCAUCAGCUGGGUUACGAAGACUUUCGUCGCGGGUGACAUUGUCUCGUUUCUGGUUCAGGGCCAAGGCUCAGGGUUAAUGGCUUCGGACGGAUUGGAGAAUAUAGCAAAGGCGAUCGUGAUCUGUGGACUUAUGAUCCAGGUCUUUGUGUUCGGGUUCUUUAUCAUCACUUCCAUGGUCUUUGAGAAGAGGAUGAAGCGCGCGCCGACAAGUGAAGUGCCUUACACUCAUCACCUGUAUCCGCUGUACGCGGUUAGCUGGCUGAUAAUGAUCCGCUCAAUCUUCCGGGUUAUCGAGUAUGCGACGGGGCAGAAGGGGUACUUUUUUGGCAAACGAAUGGCCGCUUUUCGUGUUUGA